Hypoxylon fragiforme is the source of this 1875-nucleotide messenger RNA. Its product is annotated as FMN-linked oxidoreductase. The coding region runs from base 603 to 1709 and encodes 368 amino acids. NCBI's taxonomy places the organism in Eukaryota, Fungi, Ascomycota, Sordariomycetes, Xylariales, Hypoxylaceae. The record is from RefSeq and is a predicted model, not a curated record. The transcript has 2 exons. Gene Ontology annotation, molecular function: FMN binding; NADPH dehydrogenase activity.
UACUUAUCGUUUUUUUCUUUUCAAUUACGCACUGUACGUACUUAGGUCAGUGAUUUUGGCAUUUGGUAAUGAAUGUUAAGUGAAAGGGAGUCACGUGGGCACCCUGAGCCAGCACAUUCCAAUUAACCAAGACUUGAAACCGGUGGAGACCAUUAGAAUGGAUCACAGUAUAGACACCGUACUCCUGAUGUGCAACUGUGUGUAGCACUUGACAGCUGCAAAAUUUAGUUUGUAAUCGCAUAACACUCUACGAAUGAGCACAUUGCUAAUAAAGAUGUUGAUCAUACGGUGCUUAUAAAUCAUUUGUGUCAGGAGUACUACUGGGUGCUUGGUGGUACUCCACACCCUCCAAGCUCAAGGGUAGGCUACUGAUUGGGCAAUGAAACUUAACUCCCGUCGAAGGUCUGCUACUUAGAUGCGACUAGGAAGAGCCGGCCGACUAGGGGUAUUUGUAGGUGGGGAGGGAAUCUAGGAUGGAAAGAUCUAUAAAACUAGCUUCCUCCUCUCUUGAAUUCGGGUACUUUAUUUCAACAUUCGCUCGCAAUAUACCUCUAUACCUCUAUAUCUAGUAUACCCCCUAUUUACCUACCUACAUCAACAUCAUGGCUCAGACAUCUCGUCUCUUUCAACCACUAAAAGUCGGCAAUGCGACACUUGGUCACCGCGUUGUAAUGGCACCUCUGACUCGAUUCCGAUCGGAUGAUAACCACGUAGUUCUCCCUUUUGUGAAGGAAUACUACGGACAACGGGCCUCGGUACCUGGCACGCUUCUCAUCUCCGAAGCCACCCUCAUAUCGAAGCGAGCGGGCGGGUAUUCCAACGUCCCGGGCAUAUGGUCCAAGGAGCAAAUAACAGCGUGGAAGGAAGUCACGGAUACUGUCCACGCCAAGGGAUCAUAUAUAUACUUGCAGCUCUGGGCGUUAGGCCGUGUCGCACACCCGGAGGUUGUGAAGGCCGACGGAUACGAGCUGCGAGGCGCUAGCGCAAUCCCAUACGAGGAGGACAAAGUGGUGCCGAGGGAACUGACGGUCGAGGAAAUCCAAGACAUCAUCGCCGACUAUGCGCAGGGCGCACGCAACGCGAUCGAGGCCGGCUUCGACGGCGUCGAGCUCCACGGCGCUAAUGGCUACCUGAUCGACCAGUUCAUCCAAGACGUAUCCAACAAGCGGCAGGAUCAGUAUGGCGGGUCCAUCGAAAACCGCGCCCGCUUUGCUCUAGAAGCAACCAGUGCCGUCGUGGCGGCCAUCGGGGCCGACAAGGUUGCAAUCCGUCUGUCUCCCCGCUCGGACUUCCAGGGCAUGCUCAUGGACGACCCGGUCCCGCAGUUCACGUACGUGAUCCAGGAGCUGAAGAAGCUCAAGCUGGCCUACCUGCACGUGAUCAAGGCGUACAUCGACGAGAGCGCGGACGUCGAGUCGACCGAGAAGAUCACCUUUGCGGUCGACGCCUGGGACAACGUCUCCCCUGUUUUCGUGGCCGGUGGGUUCAAGGCCGAGAGCGCUAAGAGUCUCGUGGAUGAGAGGUUCAAGGAUAAGGAUGUCGCGGUGGUGUUUGGCCGCUACUUCAUCUCGACGCCGGACCUCCCCUUCGUCAUCCAGAAGGGCCUGCCGCUGCAGAAGUACAACCGCGAUACCUUUUACACGGUCGGUACCAAGGAGGGCUACUUGGAUUACCCCUUCAGCGAGGAGUACAUCAAGGCAAAUGCUUAGAGCGGGGUCAAUGAGCAGACUUUGUUGGUGAAGGGUAACGUAGCAAAGCUUUUGUGAUUAAGAUGGAGAUAUCACAGGAAGCGGGAAUAGACAAGCAACUGUUUUAUGUAGCGUAGGAUCGUCAUGUCCUAGAACUAUUAGAUAUCUUUUCAUAUGCAGAAUAAAC